AUGGCUAGUCCUGCAGUUCUAGCUUUCGAUGCAGAGGGCCGCCCGCAGCGUUUUGACACCUGGAUCGAUGACCUCCACCUGUUCCUCCAGCUCACUGCUAAGGAGGAUAUUUCGCUAUAUGACCAUGCGUUAGGACUCGUUCCUGCCCCUGCUGCGACUGCUGACAGUACUGCCCGCUCACAGUGGCAGACUCGUGACGCCCACUCUCGCUUCGCCAUUCGCAACUCCCUGCCAGUAGAUGAACGCGAGCACUUUGGCCAGCACAAGACUACUCAGGCACUGUACACUGCUGUAGUUGCGCGCUACUCCUCGCCUGCCUCUGCUGCGCUAGGCCGUCUCUCAUUGCCCUAUAUGUUCCCAGACCUGUCCGCUUUCUCCACAGUAGCUGACCUCAUUACUCACCUCCGCACUAGUGAGAUCCGCUUCCGAGCUACCAUGCCCGCUGAGUUUCUUGCCAAGAACCCCCCCCCCCUGUGGCUCACUCUUUACCACCUGGUCACCCGUCUCCCUGACACCCUUCGUGCGGUCAAGGACCACUUCCUUGCUCUCUGCCCCACCGAGCUCACCAUUGACCUGCUUGAGAAGCACCUGCUGGCAGCCGAGACUAGCAUAGUCGCUGUCGGUGCGUCUCGCGGCGACCCCCGCACCCCUUUCUUCGAGGGGUGUUCCCCCUCCCCUCUCCUCCCCUCUGUCGCCUCUGCUGCUGCUGUCGACCUUCUUGGUGCUGAGAAGGUCGGGACUACGUCCACUGCUAGUGGGGGGCGCCGCAGCGGCAAGGGCAAAGGGGGCAAGGGGGGCGGCGGUGACGACGGGGGAGGCGGUGGUGGGGGCGGUGGCGGCGGUGGGGGUGGUGGCGGGGCUGGAGGGGCCAGUGGCAGCGGCGGGGGUGGUGGCGGCAACGGCGGGGGUGGUGGCGGCAGCGGUGGAGGAGGUGGCCGGGGUUGGAGCGGUGGUAGUGGCGGCAGUGGAUGCGGUGGCGGUGGUGGCGGUGGUGGUCGAGGUGGCGGCGGCGGCGGUGGAGGUCGCGGAGGCUCUGGCGGUGGCCAGCGCCAGCAGCACACCCUGUCGCCCCAGGAGCUUCGUGACCGCACUGGUCAGACGUGUGGGAGGGCGCACACGCAGCAACGCUGCUUCUCCCGCCUCGACGACGCCUGGCGCACUCAGUUUCCUGCUGCUACUGAGCUGCCCCGCUGGUUUGAUCUGAUCAAGAAGAACAUUGAUGUCUAUGCUCUUGACUUUGAUGCUAUUCUUGGUGCCAUGUAUGUGUUGUCUGCUAGUGGAGAGGCUGACUGUUACCUGCGUGUCCCGCCCGACCCGGGCAUUAGGACCAGUGAGGCUGCCGCACUAGGUGCUAGUGUGUCUGCUACCCCAGGUGCUGGUGAGCUUUCCGCUCUAGGUGCUAGUGCGUCUGUUGCCCCAGGUGCUGGUGAGGCUGCUGCUCUAGGUGCUCGUGAGUCUGCGCCCGCUGGUACUGCGUCUACUGAGGCACUCCACACCUUCACACUGGACUCAGGUGCUUCCCGCUGUUUCUUUCGUGACCGCACUCCCCUCGAGCAGCUUGCUCGGCCAGUUGCAGUCUCCCUCGCUGACCCCUCUGGGGGUCCAGUCAUUGCGACCUCCUCCACUGUCCUCCCUUGUCCUGCGGUUCCGUCGGGCACACUGUCAGGUCUCUACCUCCCCUCGUUCUCUACGAACUUGGUGGCGGGUCGUGCGCUCCAGGACGGGGGUGUCCACCAGUUCACCCCUGCCUACGAGCGCGUGACAUACUGCACGUGUGCUCGGACGGGUCGCCACCUGGCUACCUUCACUCGGCAGCCGGGGUCGGACCUGUACACACUGACCACUGAGUCCCCUCAGGUAGCUGCGUCUGCGUCAGGUCAGCUGUCGGCCCCCUGCUCGUGUCGCUCCCUGGCGCACGAGACCGUCCUCUGGCACCACCGCCUUGGUCACCCGUCAGUGCAGCGCCUCCGUGGCAUGCACAAACGGUACCUUGUCUCUGGUCUUCCCAGGGUUCUCCCUCCCCUCCCACCCUCGCCUGCUCCUCCCUGUCUUCCCUGUGUCGAGGGGCGGCAGCGCGCCGCUCCUCACUCCUCCUCGUUUCCCCCGACGACUGCUCCCCUGCAAACGCUCCACAUGGACGUGUGGGGCCCAGCCCGCGUCCGUGGACAAGGUCACGAGAGGUACUUCUUGAUAGUUGUUGACGACUACUCGCGCUACACCACGGUCUUCCCCUUGCGCACCAAGGGUGAAGUCCCUGAUGUUUUGAUCCCUUGGAUCCGCGCUGCCCGUCUCCAGCUCAGCGAGAGGUUCCACUUGGACUUUCCUAUCCUGCGUCGGCACUCUGACAGAGGUGGGGAGUUUUCCUCCGACCUCUUGAGGGCCUUCUGUCAGGGGGAGGGCAUUGAGCAGUCGUUCACGCUUCUGGCCUCUCCACAGCAAAAUGGGGUUGCUGAGCACCGCAUUGGCUUGGUCAUGGAGGUUGCUCGUACCUCCUUGAUCCAUGCGGCUGCCCCCCACUUUCUGUGGCCGUUUGCGGUCCGAUACGCUGCGCAUCAGCUCAACCUCUGGCCCCGUGUCUCCGUUCCGGAGACUUCGCCGACACUGCGUUGGACGGGAGAGGUUGGCGAUGCGUCGGUGUUCUGGGUCUGGGGAUCUCGUGCUAUUGUCCGCGAUACGUCCGCGGACAAGCUCUCCUCCCGCGCCGUUCCUUGUGUCUUCCUUGGCUUUGUCCCGGACGCGUCUGGUUGGCAGUUUUACCACGCCACCUCGCGCCGUGUUCUGCCCUCUCAGGACGUCACUUUCGACGAGUCCGUCCCCUACUACCGCCUCUUCCCCUACCGAACUGCCCCGCUCCCCCCCCCGCCUCUAUUCCUCGCACCAGGUGCUGCUGUGGUAGACCCCCUCCCCCCUCAGGGUGCCGCUCCCUCAGGUGUGUCCCAAGUAGACCCGGUUGAGCCUGUCAAGGUAGCUGUCGACUCUCGUCCUGCUAGGGGUACUGAGCCUGAGCGUGCGGAGCCUGGGGGUGCGGAGCCUGGGGGUGCGGAGCCUGGGGGUGCUGAGCCUGAGCGUGAGGAGCCUGGGGGUGUUGAGCCUGCGGGUACGGAGUCUGGGGGUGCUGAGCCUGAGGGUGCUGAGUCUGGGGGUGCUGAGCCUGAGAGUGCUACGUCUGAGGGUACUGAGCCUGGAGGUGCUGCGACUGACCGUGCUACGCCUGGAGGCGCUCCCUCUUCACAGCAGCUGCGGGAGUGGUACUCGCAGUACUGCAGCCUCAGGAGGGGCGCUUCUGGGACUAGGGGUGCUGCUGGAGCUGGUGCUCGUGGUUCCCCGCCUAGGCGGGAGCCGCCCUCUCCCCAGCGGCUCCGAGAGUGGUACGCUCGGCGCUGCAGUCUCCGGAGUGGCGCUACUGGUGUCGCGGACCCUGGAGCUGGAGCUGGUGCUGGUGCUGGUGCUGCUGGCGCAGGUGCUGCUGGAGGUGCUGCUGGUGCUGGAGCUGCUGGAGACGCUGCUGGUGCUGGAGGUGCUGCUGGUGCUGGAGCUGCUGGAGGUGCUGCUGGUGCUGCUGGAGGUACUGGAGCUGCUGGGACUGGAGCGGCUGCGGGAGUCGGAGCUGGAGGGUGCUCGUGCUGUCUCUGCUGGCUCAGGAGGUGCUGA
Messenger RNA from Closterium sp. Naga37s-1, 3651 nucleotides. The record is from the annotation of a GenBank genome assembly. NCBI's taxonomy places the organism in Eukaryota, Viridiplantae, Streptophyta, Zygnematophyceae, Desmidiales, Closteriaceae.